AUGGGCGGCUAUCUCUCUACAUUCCAGAGACUACUUUUCGCCAAAAAAGAAAUCCGCAUCCUCAUCCUCGGCCUCGACAACGCCGGCAAAACCACCCUCCUCUACCGCCUCAAAAUCGGCGAAGUCGUCACCACAAUCCCCACCAUCGGCUUCAACGUCGAGUCCGUAACCUACAAGAACCUCAACUUCUCCGUCUGGGACCUCGGCGGCCAAACAAGCAUAAGACCGUACUGGCGAUGUUACUAUGCCAAUACGGCGGCCGUGGUGUUUGUGAUUGAUAGUACGGAUGUGGAGAGACUGGAGACGGCGGCGGAGGAGCUGCAGGGGAUGUUGGCCGAGGAGGAGUUGAGGGAUGCGGCGUUGUUGGUUUUUGCCAAUAAGCAGGAUCAGCCUGGUGCGAAAGGGGCGGGGGAGAUUAGUGAGGCGUUGAAGUUGGGUGGGUUGAAGGAUCGGAAUUGGAGUAUUAUGGCUUGUUCGGCGAUAGAUGGGAGGGGUGUCAAUGAAGGGAUGGAUUGCAAACUGUGGGAGAGAGCUCGUAGAGCCAUUCCGGAGGAUGUUCCUGCUUUGUUGAUUCAUGCAAGGCGCUCGGUGUUGGGAUGA
This is a messenger RNA of Recurvomyces mirabilis, 600 nucleotides long. RefSeq names its product Arf GTPase arl1 (gene ARL1). Gene Ontology annotation, biological process: vesicle-mediated transport; intracellular protein transport. The transcript has 2 exons. Gene Ontology annotation, cellular component: cytoplasm; Golgi apparatus. The coding region runs from base 1 to 600 and encodes 199 amino acids. Gene Ontology annotation, molecular function: GTP binding; GTPase activity. The record is from RefSeq and is a predicted model, not a curated record. Lineage: Eukaryota; Fungi; Ascomycota; Dothideomycetes; Mycosphaerellales; Teratosphaeriaceae.